CCAACCAAAGUGACUUCCGCUCCCAGCCCUCUCGCUAAGCUAACAACAUAGCUAGCUACACUGAUUGAUGUCAGGUAAACAGGAUCAUAUACUUGUAUUAUAUAUAUAUAAACACACACAUAUAUUAGACACAUGACAGUUAGAGGCUUCGUGAAUAAUAUGCAAUGAAGUUUACACUGCUAGCAUUGCACAUUUUAACCGAACUGUAAGGCGAAUCGGAUAACAUUAUCUACUAUUAACUAGUCACCGGUGUAGCUUUUAAAAGGCCCGAAACAGAAAGCGAAAGUAAGCUCCAACAUCUUCGUCCCUCAUAAAAAGUCUUCAAAAUGAGAGGCUCUCACGGAGACAGAGACAGAGACCGUGGUCGCGACAGGGGCAGCCCUCGGUUUGGAUCCAGCAGAGGCGGCCCUCCAUCGGUUAAAAGGUUUGGAAAUCCUGGGGACCGUUUACGAAAGAAAAGGUGGGAUCUGAAUGAACUUCCCAAAUUCGAGAAGAACUUUUACACUGAGCACCCGGAAGUGCAACAAAUGAGUCAGUAUGACAUUGAGGAGUACAGAAGGAGGAGAGAAAUAACAGUUCGGGGUUCCGGCUCCCCGAAGCCCAUCAUCAGCUUCCAUCAGGCACAGUUUCCUCAGUACGUGAUGGAUGUGCUGAUGCAGCAACAUUUCAAGGAACCGACAGCCAUUCAGGCUCAAGGAUUCCCGCUAGCUCUCAGUGGGAGAGACAUGGUGGGCAUCGCUCAGACCGGCUCAGGAAAGACUCUUUCGUAUCUCCUGCCCGCCAUUGUGCACAUUAAUCAUCAGCCCUACUUGGAGCGUGGAGACGGACCCAUUUGCUUGGUCCUGGCGCCCACAAGAGAACUGGCACAGCAGGUCCAGCAGGUGGCGUAUGAUUAUGGAAAGUCAUCUCGCAUUAAAAGCACCUGCGUGUAUGGGGGUGCUCCCAAAGGACCCCAGAUUCGAGAUCUGGAGAGAGGUGUUGAAAUCUGCAUCGCCACGCCGGGCCGUCUGAUCGACUUCCUGGAGGCGGGAAAGACCAACCUGCAGCGCUGCACAUAUUUAGUUCUGGAUGAAGCCGACCGCAUGCUGGACAUGGGAUUCGAACCCCAGAUUCGCAAAAUUGUGGACCAGAUCAGGCCGGACAGACAGACGCUGAUGUGGAGCGCCACGUGGCCCAAGGAGGUGCGGCAGCUGGCGGAGGACUUCCUGAAGGACUACGUGCAGAUCAACGUCGGAGCCCUGGAGCUCAGCGCCAACCACAACAUCCUUCAGAUAGUCGACGUGUGCGCGGAUAGCGAAAAGGACAACAAGUUGAUCCAGCUGAUGGAGGAGAUCAUGGCCGAAAAAGAGAACAAGACCAUCAUCUUUGUGGAGACCAAGAAGCGAUGUGACGACCUCACACGUCGGAUGAGACGAGACGGGUGGCCGGCGAUGUGCAUUCACGGGGACAAAAGCCAGCCGGAGAGAGACUGGGUGUUGUCAGAGUUCCGCAGCGGCAAAGCUCCGAUCCUUAUCGCUACGGAUGUGGCGUCCCGGGGUUUGGACGUGGAGGAUGUAAAGUUUGUGAUCAACUACGACUAUCCCAACUCGUCCGAGGACUACAUCCAUCGUAUCGGCCGCACGGCAAGGAGCACCAACAAAGGCACGGCGUACACGUUCUUUACCCCGGGGAACCUCCGCCAGGCCCGGGAGCUGAUCCGGGUUCUGGAGGAGGCCAGGCAGGCCAUCAAUCCCAAACUGCUGCAGCUGGUGGACACCGGACGUGGAGGGGGUGGCGGUGGACGUCCACGUUUCCGAGGCGGCUCCACCUCCAACAAUCCCAACUUGAUGUACCAAGACGAGUGUGACCGGCGAAUGCGCUCCGUCGGGGGCGGCGGCGGUGAUGUCAAGGACAGCCGCAGCAGCAGCAGCAGCUACGCCCGCGAUAGUCGAGGCGGGGGCAGCCGAGACGGGGACCGCCUCACCUCCUCCUCAUCCUCUUCCUCCUCUUACAGGGAUCGCAGCAGCCAGGAUCGAGGACGCAGCUACAGCUCCAGCUCGUACCAGAACAGCCGGAACAGCAGCGGCCAGUACAGCGGCCCCAGGGGGGGCGGCUCUGCACCGGCGGCAGGGGCGGCAGGGGCGGCGGGGACGGUCCCGCCCCCCUCGUCAGGCCCCCAGCCUCUAAUGGCCCAGCAGUUCAACCCCACCCAGCCCAUGAUGGGCCUGAUGGUUCACUCUGCGUUCCAGUUUGCUGCACCGCCGCCCCCACCGGGACGAAAGUAAAUGGCACCCCAUGCUUUCUCUCCACGUAGCGGCCGCUUUAUUAGGUACACUUACACACUUUACACUUUUUUAGAUGUUUCUUUUUUGUACCCGGUAGAUGGUAACGUGGUGGUAUUUACUAUUUGUAGAGCAAAUAUGGCGUUCUUACUACUUCUCUUCCAGUAGUCGUAAUGAGUAAUUUUGGACAAUGUACAUAUGUUUUUCUCUGACAUCGCAGCCAAGGUAGGUGGAACCCCAAAAGUAGGUUGGAUUUGAAGAUAGAAUACAAAGAUAGAAAAAGCACACAAAAAGAACACAAAUUUACCGAGUAAAUAAGAUGACCUUUUUUUUUUAACUACCAAGGUCAAAAGUGCUUAAUAGACCCGUUAACAAGUUCUUUCAUAAGCCGAUGUUUACUAAUCUCCGAAAAGCGAAAUGAAUUGUUAGUACGGUGAAAGCGUGACGUUGUACUGUACUCUUUCAUUUUCAUACUCAAUAAAAACUCUUUGUUGUGACACCGUGGAUUCUAAAUGGAUGGAUGGAUGGAUUACAUGUAUCCCAUGUGCAAAUUAUAAUUGGCGCUCGGUUCCGGGUGACCUCAUUUCCCAGGAAAACCAGGAACUCCCUUAUAGUGCUGAACUCCUCUGCAGUGAUGACGAUUGACUGCAGAUGAUAUUAUUUUAUUUGUCGGAAUAUAAUGAAAACGAGGAAAAAGAACAGCUCAUUUUUUUAAGUUUGUUGUUCUGUGACCUGAACGGUGGCGUAAGCGUAUCAGAUGAC
Molecule: messenger RNA, 3023 nt
Organism: Doryrhamphus excisus (bluestripe pipefish)
Lineage: Eukaryota; Metazoa; Chordata; Actinopteri; Syngnathiformes; Syngnathidae
Gene: ddx17
Product: DEAD-box helicase 17
Molecular function (GO): ATP binding; nucleic acid binding; RNA helicase activity
Source: RefSeq, a predicted model, not a curated record